AUGCCGAGGGAAAUCAUUACGCUGCAAGUGGGGCAAUGCGGGAAUCAAAUCGGGAUGGAGUUCUGGAAGCAGCUCUGCCUCGAGCACGGCAUCAGCAAAGAUGGCAUUCUCGAGGAUUUUGCCACUCAGGGAGGUGACAGAAAAGAUGUCUUCUUCUAUCAAGCAGAUGAUCAGCAUUAUAUACCACGAGCUUUACUUAUGGAUUUGGAACCUAGGGUGAUAAAUGGUAUACAGAACAGUGAAUACAGAAACCUCUACAAUCAUGAAAAUGUAUUUAUUGCGGAUCAUGGAGGGGGUGCUGGUAACAAUUGGGCAAGUGGAUACCAUCAGGGUCAACAAUAUGAGGAGGAUCUAAUUGACAUGAUCGAUAGAGAGGCAGAUGGCAGCGAUAGUCUCGAAGGUUUUGUUUUGUGCCACUCGAUUGCUGGAGGAACAGGCUCAGGCAUGGGAUCGUAUCUUUUGGAGACUCUGAAUGACCGAUAUAGCAAAAAACUUGUUCAGACUUACAGUGUGUUUCCCAAUCAAAACGAAACCAGUGAUGUCGUGGUCCAGCCAUACAACUCUCUUCUAACACUCAAACGUCUGACGCUGAAUGCUGAUUGCGUGGUUGUUCUUGAUAAUACUGCACUUAACAGAAUUGCUGUGGAGCGGCUUCACAUAACGACUCCCACUUUUGCCCAAACAAAUUCUCUUGUUUCUACUGUCAUGUCAGCAAGCACAACCACCUUACGGUAUCCAGGAUAUAUGAACAAUGAUUUGGUUGGUCUACUCGCUUCUUUGAUCCCUACUCCCCGGUGCCACUUUCUAAUGACAGGAUACACACCCCUUACUGUGGAGCGCCAGGCCAAUGUCAUUCGGAAAACAACCGUGCUUGAUGUGAUGAGAAGGCUUCUCCAGACCAAAAAUAUUAUGGUUUCCUCUUGUGCCCGAACCAAGGAAGCCAGCCAAUCUAAGUACAUAUCGAUAUUGAACAUUAUUCAAGGAGAAGUGGAUCCUACUCAGGUUCAUGAAAGUCUACAGAGAAUACGCGAGAGGAAACUUGUCAAUUUUAUUGAAUGGGGUCCUGCUAGCAUACAGGUUGCUUUGUCUAGAAAGUCUCCUUAUGUUCAGACAGCCCACAGGGUUAGUGGUCUCAUGCUAGCCAGUCACACUGGCAUCCGUCACUUAUUCUCCAAGUGUUUAAGCCAGUACGACAAGUUGAGAAAAAGACAAGCUUUCCUGGAUAAUUACAGGAAUCACCCGAUGUUUGCUGACAAUGAUCUUUCUGAAUUCGAUGAAUCACGAGACAUCAUUGAGAGUCUUGUCGACGAGUACAAGGCUUGUGAGUCCCCAGAUUAUAUCAAGUGGGGAAUAGAGGAUCCCGACCAAAUCCUAUCCGGUGAAGGAAGUGCUUCUGGUACAGUGGACCCCAAAUUAUCCUUGUAA
This is a messenger RNA of Striga hermonthica, 1425 nucleotides long. The record is from the annotation of a GenBank genome assembly. Lineage: Eukaryota; Viridiplantae; Streptophyta; Magnoliopsida; Lamiales; Orobanchaceae.